AUGAUAUGUAAAAGUUUAUAGGUGUGUAAAAAUAAGUUUAUGUAUUUAUAGGGUGCAAUUGUAUUCACUGGUUUAUUGUUUUUUUUCUUCUGGUUUUCUGAUUUUAUGGUAUUUUAUCUUCUUGAUUAUUUAAUUUCUAAAUACAUAUUUUGUUUCUCUCUUUUAUUUAUUUCUUUUUUCCUUGUCUGAAUAUUAUUUUCCUUCUAUUUUCUUGGGUGUUGAACUAAAACCCGUGUCUAUUUAAGUGGUGAAGAAUUUAGUGGUUGGUGUUCAUAUCCAUUGUUUUCUUUUGUAUUGUUAAUGUCUAGAGAAAAUGAGUUAUUUGGUUGUAGGUGUUAGUCCUGGAACAGCUCCAGUGUACCAUAGCACAAACCUGAAAUUGUUGGAUAAGAGGAUCAAGAUAGCUGAGUUGGUGUUAAGGUUUAUGAUUCUUGGUCUUGGAGUUGUUGCAGCUAUUCUUAUUGGAACUGAUUCACAAGUGAAGGUGUUUUUCUCCUUUGAGAAAGAAGCUAAAUUCACUGAUGUUAAGGCUUUGGUAUUCUGGGUAGUUGCUAAUGGUUUGGCUGCUGGAUACUCUUUGAUUCAAGGACUCCAUUGUGUUGUGAGUUUGGUUAGGGGAAGUGUUCUCUUCAACAAGCCCUUAGCUUGGGCCAUUUUCUCUGUUGAUCAGGUACCCUUUUAUAUUUGAAAGAUCACAUCCUACUUUUUUUUGUUGUCUUAUACAUUGUGGUUAAAACACAAGAUUAUCAAGAUUCUUGCAUCAACAUCUUGCUUUUUCCUCAAGCAUUUUGUUGCCAUGUUGAUUAAUAUCACUUAUUUUUUUAUAAAU
Arachis ipaensis is the source of this 829-nucleotide messenger RNA. Its product is annotated as CASP-like protein 2B1. The record is from RefSeq and is a predicted model, not a curated record. Lineage: Eukaryota; Viridiplantae; Streptophyta; Magnoliopsida; Fabales; Fabaceae.